Cladophialophora immunda is the source of this 2445-nucleotide messenger RNA. RefSeq names its product signal recognition particle protein SRP54. The transcript has a single exon. Gene Ontology annotation, cellular component: signal recognition particle, endoplasmic reticulum targeting; cytosol. Gene Ontology annotation, biological process: SRP-dependent cotranslational protein targeting to membrane, translocation; SRP-dependent cotranslational protein targeting to membrane. The record is from RefSeq and is a predicted model, not a curated record. Lineage: Eukaryota; Fungi; Ascomycota; Eurotiomycetes; Chaetothyriales; Herpotrichiellaceae. The coding region runs from base 111 to 1682 and encodes 523 amino acids. Gene Ontology annotation, molecular function: GTP binding; 7S RNA binding; ATP hydrolysis activity.
AGACCACCAACUUCGUGCCACCGUUACUCCCUUCGAUCUCGCCGCCCUUCCAAGUCGGACCGCCUUGAAUAUCAUAGAACCACUCGCAAACACCCUUCUAGAUCUGCAAGAUGGUUCUCUCAGAUCUGGGACGGCGCAUCAAUGCGGCCGUGUCGAACCUCAACCGCGAACCCAACCUCGAUGAGAAAGCCUUCGAUGCCAUGAUCAAGGAGAUAUGUUCGGCCCUCCUAUCGGCUGAUGUCAAUGUGCGGCUUGUAAAGAAUCUGCGAAAGUCGAUACAGAGCGCCGUCAAUUUCAAGGACCUUCCGCCCAACACGACCUCCAAUGGCAAGAAGCGAAUGAUCCAACAAGCGGUCUUCGAGCACCUUGUUCAACUCGUCGAUCCUCAUGCCGAACCAUAUAAACCCAAGAAAGGCAGGUCGAAUGUGAUCAUGAUGGUCGGUCUUCAAGGCGCCGGAAAGACGACAACCUGCACGAAGCUGGCAAGAUACUAUGCAGCCCGGGGUUUCAAGGCCUGUCUGGUUUGCGCAGAUACCUUCCGAGCAGGAGCCUAUGACCAGCUGAAGCAGAAUGCUACAAAAGCAAAGAUACCAUAUUAUGGGUCACUUACACAAACAGAUCCCGCAGUGGUAGCUGCUGAGGGUGUCGGGAGAUUUAAAAAGGAGAAAUUCGAGGUUAUCAUCGUUGACACAUCGGGGAGACACAAGCAGGAAGCAGACUUGUUCCAGGAAAUGAUUUUUGUACAAAAUGCCAUCAAACCGGAUCAGACAAUCAUGGUACUAGAUGGCACGAUUGGCCAAGCCGCCGAGGCACAGUCGGCCGCCUUUAAAGCUACAGCUGACUUUGGUGCUCUUAUCAUCACCAAAACAGACGGUGGCGCAGCAGGAGGAGGCGCCAUUGCUGCUGCAGCUGCAACGCGCACCCCUAUUAUCUUCCUCGGCACAGGUGAACAUCUGGCAGAUCUGGAAAGAUUCGAUGCAAGAUCAUUCAUUUCCAAGCUACUUGGAUAUGGAGACAUGAGUGGUCUGAUCGAGCAAAUUCAAACACUCACAAGGGAGUCGGCGGGGAUGAAGGAGACCCAAAAACAUUUGGCAGAAGGUAUCUUCACGAUCCGUGAUAUGAAAGAACAAAUCACGAAUAUCAUGAAGAUGGGCCCCCUCUCCAAGAUCGGCAGCAUGAUACCUGGUAUGAGCGGCCUCAUGCAAGGCAUGUCCGACGAGGACGGAACCGAAAAGCUGAAACGGAUGGUGUACAUUUUUGACAGCAUGACGGCCAAAGAACUGGACUCUGACGGGAAAAUUCUGAUAUCACAGCCCUCUCGAAUGGUCAGAAUCGCUUGUGGCUCAGGCACCAGUGUCAGGGAUGUCGAAGAACUUCUUACGCAGCAUAAAGUGAUGGCUAGCGUUGCCAAGAACAUGGGUCAACAGAAGAAGAACAUGGCCAAAGCCAACAGUAUGUUGCAAGGUGGCAACCGACAACAGCAGCUCGCAGCAAUGCAGAAACGGAUGCAAAGUAUGGGUGGUGGCCGGGGCGGCAUGCCAGGUGGUGACCUCGGCAAGAUGAUGCAGAUGAUGCAAAACAUGGGCAUGGGAGCUGGUGGUGGUGGAGGAGGCGGAGGAAUGGAUGCUCUCAUGCAGCAGAUGGGGGGAAUGUUUGGCGGUGGCCGGGGCCGAGGGAGAUGAACGGGCUUUGGAUGCCUCGAGACUUCUCCCAACUACGCUACGUGAAGCAUAUUCAAUUUCUGGUCUCAGAUGAUCCGACCGAGGAUGCAUGGUACGGAGCCGACGGCCCUCCGGUGAGAAGGCCAAGGUGGGAGGAUCUCGAAAAGGCGUUUUAUGCCUCAAAUUCUCCUGACAAGGGUCUUGAACAAGCUUCGGUCGGUCGAUGACUGGAAUCAAGCGCGAAGAGGACUGAUAUCUUUGUGGGCUGUCACUAACGGCGGCGCGGCGAAUGAGACAUGUAGUCUCACCACCCGACGAAGGAACUGUCGGUCCUGGACAUCUACAGAAGCGCGCAAACCUGGGGCACUCUUGGCAAUGAAAGACCCAGCGUGGCUAUCCACGUCUUCUUUUCGACGAGUGGCGAAGAGAUAUUAAUGACUGAAUGUCGCAGCAGCCCGCCAAAGCAACGAGCCAGCGAGCACAGUGGACAGCGGCGAGGGCUGCGCCAAUUGUGAGGUCACUUCUGCACUUUGCAGAAAGGGAGUUGGCAUAUAAUACAGCAGUCUCUAGUGCCAGCUUCCCUCCAUUGACCUCUGGGAUGAAAUGAAGCUAUCAGAGUGUCGCGUUGAAUUGGCGUGUCACGGAUGAUAUGGUCAGUCUGAAGAGAUUGACUUGGCGUUCAUUGCUCCCAAGGAGUUGACUAUAGGCUUUCAACUUCCUAGGGAAGGUAUCCUUGAUAGCACUUCUGUCCCAUACCUAUUGACGCAUUUUACCCUGCCGAGGC